Ochotona curzoniae (black-lipped pika) is the source of this 1155-nucleotide messenger RNA. RefSeq lists its product as uncharacterized. The transcript is spliced from 3 exons. The record is from RefSeq and is a predicted model, not a curated record. Lineage: Eukaryota; Metazoa; Chordata; Mammalia; Lagomorpha; Ochotonidae. Gene Ontology annotation, biological process: proteolysis; DNA integration. Bases 1 to 1101 code for a protein of 366 amino acids. Gene Ontology annotation, molecular function: aspartic-type endopeptidase activity; nucleic acid binding.
AUGAGCCAGAAGACCUCGUGGGUACAGGGAGCCACAGGAGGACGCGCGUACCGGUGGACGACUGAUCGGCGGGUCGACUUAGCUACAGGUACUGUCACUCACUCCUUUUUACAUGUGCCUGAUUGUCCCUACCCCCUAUUGGGACGAGAUCUUCUGACAAAACUGGGAGCACAAAUCAACUUUAAAGACCAAGAAAUAACAGUGACUGGGCCUCAAGGGAAAUCCCUGUGCAUCUUAACCCUAAAAUUAGAAAAUGAAUACAAACUACAUGAGGCCAUUAGAAAAACUGAAACUAACAAAGAGGGAACCCCACCUUACAUGGAGAGAUGGAUGACUGAAUUCCCAGAUGCAUGGACAGAGACGGUGGCAUGGGAUUGUCAGUGCAACAGCCACCAGUACACCAGUACACGUACAACUAAAGGCUACUGCAGGGCCCGUCCAAGACCUAAGAGAAAGCCUUGUGCCCAGGUAAACGCAGGGCGACUAAAACUUCCCCAAGGAGCCCGUGCCCAAGGACACCGACCGGGAAUACAAUGGGAAAUAGACUUUACUGAAGUAAAACCGGGACUGUAUGAUUAUAAAUAUCUCUUAGUUUUUGUAGACACCUUUUCAGGCUGGGUAGAAGCCUACCCCACGAAGAAUGAAACGGCCACGACAGUCGUUAAAAAACUCCUUGAAGAAAUUUUUCCCCGGUACGGAUUGCCGCAAGUAUUAGGGUCAGAUAACGGUCCCGCUUUCGCCUCCCAGGCGCAUCUCCAGGCUCUCAGAGCAGUGAGAGAGUACAUCUGGAAACCGCUUGCAGAGGCCUACAAGGACAAAGACAUUCCACCGUGCCCUCACCCGUUCAAGGAAGGAGACCAGGUGUAUGUCCGGAGACACCAGGCAAAAACCUUAGAACCACGGUGGAAAGGACCCUUUACUGUCCUACUGACUACUCCAACCGCCCUGAAAGUCGACGGAAUUGCCGCCUGGGUACAUGCCUCCCACGUGAAACACGCCAAGGAUCAGCCAGCAACAGGGACUACAGGGACUGACCAGGAACCAGAAUGGAAACUUCAACGAACCCCAAAUCCUCUAAAGAUAAGACUGACUCGUGCUUAAAAAUGUACUUUUUGACUUUGCUAUCUCUUCCAUGUUCAUUGUCAGAUUAUAACC